AUGUUCCGUCUUCUGAAUCUGCGACCGAAGACUUGGGGCGUCAGAGCCUCGGAUGAGGGCCAUAAGGACUCUGAUGACGCGAAAAACGGCCACCAAACUCCAUUGGAUCAGUAUCAAGAGGACUGUGCCGGGCUCACCCCAAUUGCCAUUUGUGGAGUGGCUCUCCGUCUGCCUGGCGGUAUUUCUCAUCCGGAUGAGCUAUGGGAUCUUCUAACGAGCAAUCUGGAUGUCCGAUCAUUUGGAUUAGCUACCAGGCAUGCCCGUGGAAAUGGAACCAUGUCUGAACCUGGUAUGCCUGAUGGACUGUCGCUCGGGCAAGGCAAAAAUGCCCUCGAUGCCUCGUUUUUCUCUCAUGUCCCCAAAUCAUUUGAUCGGCCCCAAGGAUGGGAGAAAGUUUUGGAAGUGGCACGCGAGUGUCUUGACGAUGCGUGUGAAGCUGGCUCUGAAGGGAAGAAUAAUGCAAGGGUUUUUGUUGCAUCUUCCAGGCCACAAGCUUUGGGUAUGGCAGACAGUUUGUGUCGAGCACUGAAACUCGACGGAGCAAGUAAGGAUGUGAUUUCCGAAUCAUCGGCAUCGUUCAUUGCACUCAAUGAAGCUUUCGACUCCUUGAGUAAGGGUGAGAUUGGUUCUGCCCUAGUUAUUGGUGUGAACUUGUUCGCUGGACAUGAUGGCACAAACCCACUUGAAAAGCCUGAUGCUUUCAAGACUAGCAACCAAAUCAAUGGCUCUUCGAGAGGAGAGGCCAUAUCUGCAGUAUAUAUCAAGUCUCUGCGAGAGGCUCUUAUAGAUGGAAACCCCAUCCGGGGAGUCAUCCGCGCUAUACAUAAGGACGAUGUCGAUACAAAUGGUGUGCCUGGAGUUUCCCUGGAGGAAACAACAGAAGAAAUAAUACGAAAGACGUAUGAAAAAGCCGGCUUGGAUCCCUCCAGGACGGCUUACUUUGAGACUCAUGGCACUGGGUUCCUUGAGAAGGGCAACCCAGAAGCAGACUCUAUAUGUCGUGUUUUUGGUGAAAAUAAUAUCAGCGUGGGUUCCGCGAAAUCCAAGUUGGGUAAUAACGAGGGUGCUGCAGGCAUCACCAGCGUGAUCAAAGCCUUACUCUCACUUGAGCGAAGAAUCAUCCCACAAAGUAUUCGACCUAACUCUGUGGGACAAACUAGCUCAUCAACCAGACUGCUGGUCCCAUCAGAACCCACUCCUUUCCCAGAUGACCGAGCUGAGAGAGUUAGCAUAAACUCUCUGGGGUCUCAAGGGAACAAUUUCCAUUUGAUUAUUGAAUCAUUCGCCACUAAGAGGAUUCAACUUGAAAGUCCAGAACCAGGAGAUCCUGAAUUGUUGCUGUUUUCUGCGGAGACUCCGUCGUCAUUGACUAGGCAGAUCCGGACUCACCAUGACUUUUACAAAGCCACUAGGGCCCGAGGGGCCGACAUUGCUCACACGAGAGCUAUGCGUCGUGAAGCUUUGCGACAUAGGGCUUUCUCAAUACUACACGAGGGAGAGUUUCUCAGCACGUCGAGCAGUAUUGAGAGUCGAGCCCGAACACGCAGCCUAGUAUUGGUUUUCAGUGGACAGGGAGCACAAUGGGCAGGGAUGGGAAAAGAACUAAUCCAAACUAACCCUGAAUUUCGAGCAGAUAUCGAAACGAUAGACGAGAUUCUUGGCAAUCUAAAAAAGCCCCCAACAUGGAAGAUUUUGGAGGAAAUACAGAAAAGUGCAGAGGAUCCUGGAAAUCAACUUGGGCAUCCUGAGUUGUCACCUCCUAUAUGUACCGCCUUCCAGAUUGCACUAUUCAGAUGGCUACAACGUCUGGGCGUGCAUGCAGAAGCCGCAAUUGGCCAUUCAGGUGGCGAAGUAGCCGCGGCAUAUGCUGCUGGUUAUCUGAGCAUGGAACACGCAAUGGCUGUUGCAUACUAUUAUGGAGACGUUGCCACAGGCAAUGGCUCUGAUGGAGACAUGGCGGCUGUGAGCUUGGGCUCUAGCGAGAUACACGGCUUCCUGAGAGACGGCGUCGUGAUCGGCUGCGAGAAUAGCCCAGCGAGCACGACUCUGUCUGGAGACCGAAAGGUCUUGGACGAGAUUCUGUCGUCGAUUAAAAAGGAAAGACCUGAUGUCUCUGCACGUAGGCUGAACGUCAAUAUGGCCUAUCACUCUCAUCAGAUGAGCCCGGUAACCGAAAGGUUUCUCGAAAAUCUGUUGAUAGAGGGCGUUUGUUUCUCAAGGCCCCAGGAUGGGCGUGGAUUGGCUUUCAUCUCCAGCAUACAGGGCCAAGUGGUUGAUCACCCAGAGUUCCUCGGACCUGAUUAUUGGGCCACGAAUCUCAACAGUCGGGUCCGCUUUAGCACUGCUAUCAAAAAGUAUCUGAAGAAUAGAGGAGAGUGUUUGUUCCUGGAGGUUGGGCCGCAUUCCACGCUUGGUGUGCCACUGCGACAGAUUUGCGAGUCUGAGGACAUGCCAUAUAACUAUGUGCCGUCUCAGAAGCGGAACACAAACAGCCAGAUAACGUUUCUUUCAGCAGUCGGGAGACUCUGGCAAGAGUCUGCAGUCGCAAAUCUGGCACCGAUUUUCAGCCAUGGAAAGGCAAUCUCGGGACUUCCAUCGUACCCAUGGGACUACGGUCACACCGGUAACGACACAGAUGACAGCUCACGAAUGAAGCGUGCAUUUUCCAACCUAAACGAAAGGGCACCAAAGGAGAGAAGAGAAAGAUUAAUAUCUAUCUUCAGAGAGGGGGCUUCAGAUGAACUGGCUGACGAUGAGGUCCCGACAACGGAAGCUGAGAUGGUCCUUCGGGUUCUAUGGAGGUGUGUGCUCCAAGGCAUCAUCACUACGAGAGCCUCGGCGAUCGGCAAAAAGCACAACUUCUUGCUGCUUGGAGGCGAUUCUCUAGUUACCAUAGAGCUGGUAACAUUGGCUAGCCGUUUCGGUAUUCAUAUGGUGCCAGCUGAUGUUGUUCGACACCCGCGGCUUUCUGAAAUGGCCGCAAUCGCCUCUAUCGACGACGACCAUGUUGAAGUUGACGUUCAGCCUUUCAGCAUGCUAGGCCCCCAGGACCCGGAAGAGGCAAGAGAGAAAGUAAGAACCGAGUGUGGUUUACUUGAGGACCAAGAAAUCCAGGAUGUAUACCCUUGUACGACCCUCCAAGAAGGCUUCAUGGCGCUGGGCGUCAAACAACCAGGCUCUUAUAUUCACCGCUGGGUUUACAAGUUACCGAAUAGUCUGAAUCUUGCGCGCUUCAAACAAGCAUGGGAAAAGGUUAUGAAGAACUGUGAUAGCCUGCGUUCCAGAAUUGUUCUAGUUGAGAACAAAGCUUUGCAGGCCGUCAUCAAAGACGAUAUCGCUUGGGAACAUCCUGCGACUGGCGUCAGUCUGUCAACGCACGUGAGAAAAAUCAGCAACACAGUCAAGAUGAGCUACGGAGACCGACUCAACCGUUUCGGGAUCGUGCAGCAAGAUGAUGGCGAGCUCUAUUUCCUCUGGACCAUUCACCAUGCUGCCUUUGAUGGCCUGACAAUGAAGAUUGUUCUGGAUGGUUUAUACCAUGCUUACCAUGGCCACACCUUGGAACCCGUGCAACCAUACGCCAACUUUAUCCAAUACAUCCAGUCUAUUGAUGCUGAAGAUGCGAGUAGGUAUUGGCGGAGUGAGCUGGAGGGCGCAAGCAAGGCCCAGUUUCCUACCUCACAUCUGCCUGCCAGGCCGGCAAACUCUGCCCUGGUGAUGAAAUCGACUAUGCCCUUCCACAAUCUGACGAAACCUUCCUCCACCGCCGGUACUAUACUUCGAGCCGCGUGGUCGAUUGUUCUUGCAAAGUAUUGCGGUACGAAGGAUGUGUGUUUUGGAACGACUGUAUCUGGAAGGCAGGCACCAAUCUCAGGAUUGAAUGAAAUUCCAGGGCCUAUGAUUGCCACAGUUCCUGUUCGUACUCAGAUUGACAACACGAAGCUUGUCUCCGUUUUCCUUCGCGAGGUUCAGUCUCAGUCGGCUGAAAUGGCCCGGUAUGAGCAGUUCGGCCUGCAGAAUAUCUCCAAGUUGAGCCAAGAUGCGCAGGACGCUUGCGACUUUGCCCACUUGAUGGUUAUUCAGCCCAUGCACCACCUGGACAGCGUUGCCGUUACCGCUGAGGAUAACGUUUUGAUAAGUGGAAGAGAAGAGAGGGCUUUGUCCGAAGAGGCAAUGAAGACGUAUUUCAACUACCCUCUCGUAGUGCAAUUGCGUGUUGGUGACGGUCAGGUUGAGAUCGACUUCACCUACUACCCAGACGUCAUUGGCGAGGUGCAAUUGGAAGCACUCUCUCAUCACUUCAAGCGGGCAGUUGAUGAGAUUCUACUUCCAGAAGACAAAACCCUCGGCGAAAUUUCCAUCUCAGGACCUUGGGAUGUGCAGUUCGCCCACUUAUCGAACAGCCGAGAGGAGCCUGAGAUAAUUGAGAGUUGCGCUCAUGAACUUGUCGAGGCACACGCAAAGACCAGACCUGACGCAUUAGCAAUUGACGCUUGGGAUAUGAAAUUGACGUACAAAGAGCUGAAUAAGAAGGCAAAUAGAUUGGCGCACUAUCUGGUUAAGACCUACGAGGUUCAGUCUGAUGAGUUCAUUCCAGUUUGCUUUGAAAAGUCUGCGUGGUUUUUCGUCUCUAUCCUAGCGAUCAACAAGGCUGGAUGUGCUUGGGUCCCUCUUGACCCAUCGCAUCCUUUCGAGCGUCACCGGCAGGUCGUUUCCCAAACAGAAGCGAGAUUCGUGCUUGCUUCUACACAGACGGCCGAUAUGUGUUCUGCGUUGAUCGAACAAGUGGUGGAAGUCGGACAGACUCUUGAUAAGAAGCUCCAGAAAAGGCAGCCGAAAGCGAAUGGGGUUUGCAAGGUAUCCCCAGACAACGCUGCUUAUGUACUCUUCACAUCGGGCAGUACGGGAACGCCCAAGGGUAUCGUGAUAGAACACCGGGGGCUUUGUACGAGCUUGAAUGCAAUAGUCAAGCGACUGGGGAUGCAGCCAGAUGCAAGGGCGCUUCAAUUUGCGUCUUAUGUAUUCGACUUUUCGGUUUGCGAAAUCAUGAUGUCCUGGGUCGCGGGUGCUUGCAUCUGCGUUCCUCCUGACGCUGUACGCAUGAACGGUCUUGAUCUCUUUAUCAAUGAUAUGAAGAUUGACUGGCUUUUCCUCACACCCUCUUCUGUUCGUAUUUUGACUCCGGACAGAGUCCCUAGCGUCAGAAUGCUGUUCCUUGCUGGAGAGGCCGUGACCCGUGAUAUUCUUGAUAAUUGGGCUGGGAGAGUCCGUCUUUUCAAUGGAUGGGGACCAGCUGAAACCGUCGUGGUGGACACAUUACAGGAGUAUUCAUCUGCACAUGAAUCACCUAUGAACAUCGGAUAUCCAGUGGGAGGCAAUUGUUGGAUUGUUGAUCCUGACGAUUCUAGCAAACUAGCACCUACUGGAACUGUGGGAGAGGUUCUUCUCCAGACCCCUUCAGUGUUACGUGAGUAUCUUCGGGACAGAGAGAAGACAGACGAGUCAAUACUGGGAACCCCUCCACCGUGGGCUCUCAAGCAAGAUACGAAAUACUUCAGCCGCUGCUUUAAGUCUGGGGAUUUGUGUCGGUAUAAUCCCGACGGAACUUUAGAAUUUGUUUCACGGAAGGGCUCCCAGGUCAAAAUUCGCGGGUUCCGUAUCGAACUUGGAGAGGUGCAACACCAUAUCUUGGCAGUCUUACCCGGAGUACGCCAAGUGGCUGUGGAUGUAUACAAGGGAGAUACCGGCUCUCAAUUGAUAGCAUAUGUUUGCUUCAAUGACAAGAGGCUCCAGUCGGCUGAGAAAUCGCCUUUUAUUCCUCUUAGCGAGGACCUCCAGUUGCUUCUUUCGACCGCAGUAGGAGAGUUGAGCGUCAGAGUACCACAGUACAUGAUUCCUACUCGCUUUAUCCCCUGCUUUUAUAUGCCCAUCUUGACAUCGGACAAGAUAGACAUGAGAAAGUUAAGCAGACUCACAUCCCUUCUUGACCCGGUUGAGAUGAGCAGUUAUGGUCUCCAGAGCAGCAAGAAGCGCAACCCAGAGACCGUGAUGGAGAAGAAGAUUCAGGCCAUGUGGGCAGAUAUUUUGAAACUGCCUCUGGGCAUGAUUGGCCUAGACGACAGUUUCAUUGGUCUGGGAGGUGAUUCUAUCCUUGCCAUCCACCUUGUGAGGGUGGCACAUCAUGCAGGUAUUGGACUCACCGUAAACGCUAUCUUCAAAGAUCCACGUCUGUCAGUAGUGGCGGCCUCUGCCACAGUCUUACAUGGCGAAAGUAGUGUCUCUAUCGAAGUUGAACCCUUCAGCCUAUUGAAAGAAUCGCUGCGCACCAAGGAUGGGCAGGAAGCGUUGAGACACAGCGCAAGCCUUUUACCACACCAAGAACUAGAGGAUGCGUUUCCCUGUACGCAGUUUCAAGAAGGCGCGAUGGCACUAUCGGAGAAACAGCCUGGUUCAUACAUUGCAAAGUUUAUCUACAAGUUGAAAGAAGGAAUUUGUAUGGAACGGUUUACAAAUGCCUGGAAGCAAACUGUCCAACUUUGUGCCAACCUCCGAACCCGAAUCAUAUUCAUUGAUGGACUCUGCUUGCAGGUAGUUGUCCGAAAUGAUGAACAGCCGGAUUUUGCGGAGUUUGGAAGCGUGAAAGAGGCGGUCUAUGAGGCUCAGUCUGCAAAGAUGACAUAUGGUUCGCCGCUCAGCCAUUUUUCUUUGGUGAAGGGUGGCCAGGGCAACAGCACGCAUUUCAUCUGGACAAUGCAUCAUGCGGUUUUCGAUGGAUGGAGCGCUAAGAUAAUAAUGGACACUCUCCAACGGGCGUACUACAAGCAAGAGAUUCGAGAACUGCAACCAUUCCCGCGUUUUGUCAAGCAUAUUUUGGACUCGGAUGAACAGAAGUCAAGCGAUUAUUGGAGUAAGCAGCUUGAAGGAGCCACAAAAGCAGCAUUCCCCUCAGAAUCGGACUCAGGGGCUCGGGAUCAAUCCUCCCCAACCAAGAUUUGGCACCAAAGAAUCGAGCUUAAAGAGUGUAGAAAUGGCCAGUCUGUUACCAAACCGAUCAUUCUCCGUGCCGCUUGGGCAAUUAUCCUCGCGUCUUACUGUGAUACUGAGGAUAUUUGUUUUGGCACUAGCAUGGCCGGUCGUCAAGCAGAAGUUCCAGGCCUGUUGGAUAUGGCGGGUCCAGCGUUAGCAACGAUGCCGAUCCGGGUCUUUCUAGAUGGAAACCAAAAGGUGUCUGAAUUCUUGCGCCAGCUACAAAAGCAGGCCACCGAUAUGAUUCCUUUCGAGCAAUUUGGCCUGCGGAAUAUCUCCAAACUUGAGCAGGUUGAAAAGGACGUAUGCGACUUUACUAGUUUAUUGGUGAUACAACCUAGACAGCACCUUGACUGGUCUGGCAACAACGAGGGUCACGAUUCAGAUGCUCUAUUGAUCCCCACAAGUGCUCAUGGAGGCACAGAUGUGGACUUGAUGCAGGGAUAUUUUGCUUAUCCUCUUGUGAUCCAGUGUCACGUAUAUGACGAAUUCGUUCAGAUGGACAUGACAUACAACUCAGGAGUGCUGUCUGAGUUCCAAAUUCAGGCGCUCUGUCACAACUUUGAACAUGUCACAAAGCAAUUGGUUACAUCAGAUAAAAUCCUACUUUCGGAGGUAUCAGUAGCUGGCACUUGGGACGCCCAGAAAGCGGUGAAUUUUAACCCAGACAGAUCGGAGACGGUUCUUGAAUGUGUUCACGAUUUGAUUGAACAACAGGCCAUUAGAACACCGGAUAAGCCCGCUGUUGCUGCCUGGGAUUCAGAACUGAGUUAUUCCCAACUCAAUAGCGCUGCAAACCGGCUUGCACAUGUGCUCGUCACUGAACAUGGUGUCAAAACGCAAGAUCUUGUUCAUACCUGCUUUGAGAAAUCCGUAUGGAUGAUUGUUUCUAUGUUAGCUAUUAACAAGGCUGGUGCCGCAUGGGUGCCUCUAGACCCCUCACACCCUUUGCAGCGCCAUAAGCAGGUCAUUGAGAAAACAAAGGCCAAGCUCGUACUCGUUUCACCAUCCAAUACGGAGAUGUGUCGAAAGCUGGCCCCGUCUGUACUAGCGGUGACGGCCACACUUGACGAACAACUAGCUCGAAGUAGCCCUGAAAGUGGUCCAAGAAAGCCAACAUCUGCUGUGACUCCCCGAGAUCCAUGCUACGUUUUGUUUACCUCUGGCAGCACCGGGACCCCCAAAGGUUUUGUUAUGGAACACAAAGCAUUGGCGAGUAGUCAAGUGGCUAUGACUAGAGCGUUGGGUAUGAAGUCGGACGUACGAAUGUUGCAAUUUGCAUCUUUCGCAUUUGAUUUGUGCAUUGGCGAGAUUUACUGGCCGCUCAUGUUGGGUGGCUGUGUAUGUAUCCCAUCGGAGCACAUGCGAAUGAACUCGCUUAAGGAAUUCGUCCAUGAUAGGCAAGUGAACGCUGCCAUUAUCACACCGACACUUUUAGAUUCUUUGAAACCAGAAGAUUACCCGAGCCUCAAAAUGAUUGUGACAGCUGGUGAAGCUCUCGGGCAUGACGUGUUGCAGUCGUGGUUCGGAAAAACGCGACUCAUCAACGCCUGGGGACCAGCAGAGACUUGCGUCAUUAAUACUAUCCAUGAAUGGAGCUCGAGCAGAGAGCACCCGUUGAUUCUGGGAAAGCCUGUCGGAUCUCACUGUUGGAUUGUCAACCCAAAGAACCCAUCUCAACUUGCGCCGAUUGGUGUUGUAGGCGAAAUUGUUCUCCAAGGACCGAUGUUGUUGAGAGAGUACCUAGGAGAUCAAGAAAAGUCACGGGAGGUCUUGGUUGAAGAUGUACCUUCAUGGGCUAUACGAAGAGACCAGCCGGACUGGAACAGAUUCUACAGGUCGGGGGACUUGGGAUAUUAUGACCAGGAUGGUAAUAUUGUGUUCUCUAGCCGUCGUGAUGCGCAGGUCAAGAUUCGUGGCCAGCGAAUCGAGUUGGGCGAGGUUGAGCACCGAAUUCUCAAUGCCUUAGACGGAGCAUCUCAGGUUGCCGUCAAUGUACUCAAGAUCGGGGCAACCAUGAGGUUGAUCUCGCACUUCUGCUUCAACGAGGAGGAGAAGCAAGCAAGUGCCGGUGCCAAGGAGGUCAGCGAAAUGUUUCUUCCCAUGACCGAGGCGACCGAAAAUAAGGUCUCUAGGAUGCUGGGUGAGCUGAACGUGACGAUGCCGCAGUACAUGAUCCCUGUGCUUUUUAUUCCAUGUGAAUACAUGCCAGUCAACAGCUCUGCUAAGCUGGAUCGGAAAGCAUUAAUACGUCACACCGAGACGUUAGACCCUGACCAGCUCGCGAGUUAUUCAUUGAGUGAAAGCAUCAAACGGCCACCAGAGACAUCCAUGGAGAAGCGGCUACAAAAACUAUGGGCACAGAGCCUUAAAAUACCUGCAGAGUCCAUUGGACGCGAUGACAGCUUUCUCAGAAUUGGUGGUGAUUCUGUUACUGCUAUUCACUUUGUUGCCAACGCCCGCCAGGAGGGUAUCAAUAUCGUUUUUAAAGACGUGUUUGACGACCCGAGGCUAUGUAAAGUGGCUGAAAGGGCAUCAUAUAGUGCAGAUGUUGGAGUUGGAACUGAGACUUCGGUUGAACCAUUUAGCUUGAUUGAUGAGCAGACCCGCGGAAUGCUGACCGCGGACGGUUUCCACAUGCGGUGCAAUCUACCUCUUGAUUUGACCAUCGAAGAUGUCUACCCAUGCACAAAACUCCAAGAAGGAUUAAUGGCCUUGACAAUGAAGGUUCCUGGGUCGUAUGUCGCCAAACACGUGUAUAGAAUACCUAGCUGUGUUGACACGCUACAAUUCAAAAAGGCAUGGAACCGCACAGUGGAGAUAUGUUCCAACCUUAGAACUAGGAUCGUGUUCGUUGAUGGGAAAUCAUUGCAGGUCAUUUCCAAAGAAUCUCCUCAGUGGGAGGAACUUGAGGGUUAUGACCUCCAUUCCUACCUAAAGACACUCAAGCACCUGGAUAUGGGGUAUGGCUCAAGGCUCAGCCGUUACGCUCUGAUUGAAGAAAGUAGUGGUCAAAGAUACUUUAUAUCCAUCAAUCACCACUCCACAUUUGAUGGAUGGAGUUGGGAUUUGGUUCUUGACACUCUGAGUACUGCUUAUCACAAUGCUCGUUUACCUGAACGGCAACCAUAUUCGGGUUUCGUAGCGUAUGCGUUGAAGGUUGACAAGAUUCAGGCUGAGAACUAUUGGACCUUACAACUCGAGGGUGCAAGCAGAGCUCGAUUUCCUGUCGAACCAAAAGUGAAGAGCUCAAGCCGGGAGAGAGACACAGGGUCCUUUGAGUGCAGCGUCCAACUUGGCAUCGAAACAAAAUCUUCUAUCACGAAGGCUACAAUCUUGCGAGCAGCAUGGGCCAUUCUCCUUGCCCGGUAUAGUGAUACUGAUGAUAUAUGCUUCGGUGUUACUGUCUCUGGCCGAAAUGCCUCUGUACCUGGAUUGGAAUCCAUGGUUGGUCCUGUCUUGGCUACUGUUCCAGUCCGAAUUAUUCUGGAUAAGCGACAGAAAGUGUCAAGCUUUCUACGCAAAGUCCAGGAUCAAGCAUCUGAAAUGGUGGCCUUUGAACAGUACGGACUUGCGGAGAUAUCUCGAAUUAGCCCUUCAUUCAAACAAGCAUGCGAUUUUACCAGCUUGUUUGUUGUCCAAUCUCACCAGCCUAGCAAUGGCUUGACUGAUUCGGUCAUGGAGGUGUUUGAUGGAGGAAAAGAACUUACAAUGGACAUGAUGCAGGAUUAUUUUAACUACCCUCUGGUGACCCAAUGCUCAUUAGCAGGGGAUCAUGUUGACCUUACAUUCGUGUACGAUCGGAACUCAUUGACCGAGUCACAGCUUGGUGCGAUGUCUCGCCACUUUGGCCAUAUUGUUGACCAGCUCCAGCAAGCAAACGGCAACACUCUUCAAUCGUUAUCCGUGUCAGGAUCUUGGGAUUUGGAAUACUCUAUGGCACUGAAUAAAGACAAAGUUCAGUUCCAUGCCAAUUGUAUUCAUCAUAUGAUAACCGACAAAGCCUUGGCGCAGCCUGAUCACGAAGCUAUCUACACCACUGAAGAGUCAAUGUCAUACGCCGUGCUGGAAGACCUGACAUCAUCCUUAGCAACAUACCUUCAGAGUCUAGGUGUUAAAAGAGGAAGCGUUGUUGCGUUGUGCACUCAGCGAUCUAUUCUGGGGAUAGUGGCGAUCCGCCGUGAGGCGUUGGUCAAGGAAGUAAAUGCUUCGAUUAUUAUAGUAUCUCCGUCAACUUUGAAUGCUUGUCAAAACAUGGGUACUACUGCUACUAUCCUGAACCUUUCGAAAUCCUUCGUCUCGAAACUCUCAGAACAGAAACAACAAAGCCAAGAAAAGUCAACGCGAGCGUCUCCAAGCGACUUGGCAUAUAUUUUGUUUACCUCGGGUUCUACCGGCAAACCAAAGGGGAUUAUGAUCAGUCAUUCGGCUCUUUGUACAUCCAUGCAUGGACUGGCCGGGUUCAUAGAUCCCCACCCAAAUACUAGAUGGUUGCAGUUCUCAACUUACACUUUUGAUGCAUGCAUUAUGGAGAUCUUUUUGACACUCGCCUACGGCGGAACAGUCUGUGUUCCCAGCGAUGGUGAGCGGCUACAGGGUGCUCCUAAGUUCAUGACAGAGGCACGUGUGACAGGAGCAGUUCUUACACCAUCCUUUGUAAGGACUUUCACACCUGAACAAGUACCGCUGCUCGAAGUCUUGAUUUUAGCCGGAGAGGCUCCUGCACAAGAUGUUCUUGAUCUUUGGUUUGGAAAGUUGAGACUGCUCAAUGCAUAUGGGCCUACAGAAAUCUGCGUAAUCUGUUGCAUGUAUUCGUACAAAUCAGUCCUGGACUCUCCUCUUAUAAUUGGUGGUUCCACGAAUAGCGCUUGCUGGAUUGUUGAGCCGGAUAACCACAACCAGCUCACACCUAUUGGAUGUGUUGGUGAGCUGAUCAUUCAAGGAAACACCUUAGCACAAGGUUAUCUAAAUGACCCGGCCAAGACGGAAAUGUGCUUUGUCCAAGAUCUCGGCUUCUCGGAAUACUGCAAUGUCGCAACACACAACAAAUUCUACACGACAGGUGAUCUUGUUCGAUACACCGCUGAAGGCGAGAUCGAAUAUUGUGGCAGAAAGGACAACCAGAUUAAGCUUCGAGGUCAGAGAAUCGAACUUGGAGAGAUUGAGCAUAAUAUCAAAGCUCUCUUACAUGAAGCUGAGAAUGUUGCUGUCGAUGUUGUUCGCCAACCGUCUGGUGGGGAAGCGUUGAUUGCAUUUGUCAAUUUUGCUGGGACAUUGGGGAACGGAAAGCCCACAGAGCAUAUCGAAGGAUCAUCGGAAUUUCUAUUGAUUCCAGAUGAGAAAAUGGCUCAGCGUGUGAAGGAAGUAGUCCAAAAGUUGAGAAACGUGCUGCCUGGCUACAUGAUACCAAGCAUGAUUGUGCCACUCAAGAAGAUGCUUUUCAUCUCUUCGAUGAAGAUCGAUAGAAGAGGACUGAGAUCGAUUGGCGAAAAUCUCUUGCCAAAGGAGAUGGAUGCAUUUUCACACAAGAAUCAAGACAUGACGGAGCCUUCGACAAGUAUGGAGCUCAAGUUAAGAGAACUCUGGGCUCAGGUUCUGAAGCUGCCUUCUGAUCGUAUAGGGAAGUAUGACGAUUUUCUCCGAAUCGGAGGCGACUCAAUUACCAUAAUUCAUUUAGUAUCUCUGGCUCGCGAAAACGGAAUUGCAGUCGACAUGAACACCGCUUUUGGAAACUCACGCCUUGACGCAAUGGCCGCCUCAGCAAGCAUCUCGUCGAUGGCCGAUGGAAACUCACUUUUCACGCCCGAGCCAUUCAGCUUGUUAGCUUCAGAUGAAAAGUCCGUAGCGAUGCAUCAAGCAAGUUUGCAGUGCAGUAUUUCGACCGAGCAGGAUAUAGAGGAUAUUUACCCCUGUUCCACCCUCCAGGAAGGCCUUAUUACUUUGGCAGCAAAGCAUCCUGGUUCAUACAUCGCGAGACAUAUUUUCUAUCUCCCUGAUAAUGUGGAUCCAACUCGCUUCAAAUCGGCGUGGGAUAGAACAGUCUCCGAAUGUCAGAUCCUCAGAACACGUGUAAUGCUGUUGGGUAACAAGGCUUUUCAAGUUGUCCUUCGUAACGAGACAUCUUGGGACAUACCUGAUGAAGAUGGCAUCAAAUCUCUUCUGGGAGAUAUGCAGAAUAUGCAAAUGGGGUAUGGAGAUAGGCUUUGCCGAUAUAGUCUUAUCGAGGAUGGGGGAAAGCAGGCAUUUGUCUGGACCAUACACCAUGCAGUCUUCGACGGAUGGUCAAUGCGAAUCAUUCUCUCGCUGCUGAACCAGUGUUACCAUGGGCUUGGCACACCAGAGCAGCCAACAUAUGCAGGGUUCAUCCAGUACACUCAGGAUCUCGACCUAGAUGCCUCAUCUCAAUACUGGAGAGCACAGCUGGAGGGAGCUCAGAGGGCUACAUUCCCCCAGAAUCCUCUCAACAAGGCUGAAAAGGCUAUUAAGAUCUUCAAAAGGCCGAUGAAUUUUGCUUCUACUGAUAUGUCUACGACUAGAGCGUCUGUCCUUCGCGCUGCCUGGGCGUACAUGCUUGCCAGAUACUGUAAUACCGAUGAUGUUUGCUUCGGGACAACAGUUUCAGGGCGCCAGGCACCGGUUCCUGGUGUUGUCAGCAUUGCCGGGCCUACUCUCGCUACAGUACCCGUUAGAGUUAAAAUUGAUCAAAAUAGUACUGUCUCGGAGUUUCUCGAGAGCACACAGGCUCAAAUUCUGGAGAUGGUUCCAUUUGAGCAAUAUGGCCUGCAAAAUAUCUCAAAGACUAGUCCGGAUGCGAAGGAAGCCUGUGACUUUGGUAGCCUGUUCGUUGUGCAGCCUAUGCAGCACUUGACUACGACUGAUGGCCCUCAGCCCGUCAUUGAGCUCAAUUCGAGCAACUCCAACGACGAAGAAAUGAUGGAGAGCUUUUUCAAUUACCCUCUGGUUGUUCAAGUACAUCUUUACCAAGAAUCUAUUGAUUUCGUGAUGUGCUACAACCCUCAUGUGUUGCCCGAACAUAGACUUGAGGCAAUGUACCACCAUUUUGGAAAUGUUUUGCAGCAGUUUUCGUCAUUGCCAGAUGCUAAACUUGAAUCCGUGUCUAUUUCUGGUGAAUGGGAUUUGAAACAAGCUUACGAAGCCAAUUCACACUAUGAGCCACAGGUCGUCGACAGCUGCCCACACCUUAUCAUCGGUAAUCACGCACGACAAGACCCAACUGCGAUGGCUAUCUGCGCCUGGGAUGGAAGGUUCACAUACCAGGAGCUGGAACAAGAAACCGACGGACUGGCUAAUUACCUGAUCAAAGAGUUGUCGAUAACACGUGGCGACUUGGUCGCGUUGUGUUUUGAAAAGUCGGCAUGGUACACUAUUGCAGCCAUCGCGAUUAACAAGACAGGGGCUGCAUGGGUGGCUCUUGAGCCGGCACACCCUCCACAACGUCUGCAACAGAUUGCUCAGCAAGCCAACUUCAAGCUCGUAAUUUCCGCUCCAGCCACUGCCGAGAUAUCGGCUCGUCUUUCACGGCAAUCUAUCGAAAUCGACCACGCGUUCUUUGAGCGUUUGCAGAGAGGAAAGUCUGACCAAAACGGGCCUGCUCUGACAAUCUCGCCGCGUGAUCUCAUGUAUGUCCUCUUCACGUCUGGAAGUACGGGUACACCAAAAGGAGUAGCAAUCCAACAUGGUGCGGUCUGUUGUAGCAUGACAGCUCUCGGGGACCGGAUCGGACUUUCGAAUACGACGAAGUACCUCCAGUUCAGUUCGCAUGUAUUUGACCAGUCUAUCAUGGAGAUUUUCGGUGUUCUUAUACACGGCGGGUGUGUAUAUGUGCCCUCAGAACACGAUCGAAUGAAUAACCUUGCGGCCUACAUUCAUGAGUCUUCUAUUAACUCCAUGAUCCUUCCCCCUUCUCUGGCACGUACGAUUAAGCCCGAUGAGGUUCCAUCGAUCAAUACGAUACUUAUUGGCGGCGAGGCUGGCGGUCGAGAGGUAUUUCAGCAAUGGUACGGAAGUGCUCGGGUUUUCAACGCAUGGGGUCCUACAGAGGCCUGUGUCGCUGCUGCAGCACAUGAAUGGAAAUCUAUCGAGGAAUCCAAUCUAACACUUGGGCGCCCAAUCGGUGGAUAUUGCUGGAUCGUGGAGCCAAACAAUCCCAAGAAGCUUGCUCCAGUGGGGUGCUUAGGCGAAAUCGUCAUUCAAAGCCCCACACUUCUGAAGGAAUAUCUCUUAGAUGAAGAGAAAACGAAGGAGGCCGUUGUGACUGAUAUGCCUGACUGGGCACCAAAUCGCGAGUCUCCAUAUUGGAAUAGGAUGUACCGAACCGGUGACUUGGGCUUCCUGAAUCCUGAUGGUACCGUGGAAUACGCGGGCCGGAAGGAUGCUCAAACCAAGAUUCGUGGUCUGCGGAUAGAACUAGGAGACAUUGAAUACCACGUUCAGGCCGCUCUGGAUGGCAGCUACCAUGUUGCUGUAGACUCCCAGUUGAGGGGUGGGGUGACUAGCUUGGUAUGCUAUUUCUGCCCUCAAAGUCAGAAACAAGUUUCAAGUCGUAGAAAGGAUCCUCAUAAUGAGGCGCUCUUUUCCAACAUGACCGAGGAGUUGCGAAUGAUGUUGGCAUCUCUCGUUGAAAAGCUACGUGACACGCUGCCCCCUUACAUGAUACCAACCACAUUUAUACCGUGCAACCAUAUGCCGCUCCUUGUAUCUGGAAAGUUAAACAAGAAGAUCCUGAAGGAGACUACGAAAACGCUGAACCGGGAGCAAUUGAAUAGUUACUCGCUUCUUGAUGCAGACAAGCAGGCUCCAGAGACCUCUAUGGAAAUCACCUUGCAAAAGCUGUGGGCAAAGGUUCUUAACAUAAAUGAAGAAUCUAUUGGACGUGGGGACAGCUUUAUGGGAAUUGGGGGCGAUUCCAUUGCGGCAAUCCAAGUUGUCAAAGCUGCCCGCGACGAAGGAAUCAAGAUCACAGUCAAGGACAUUUUCGCCGAUCCGCGUUUAUGGCGUGUUGCAGAAACUGCUAAGUUUUUGAACCCUGAUCAGGCCGUACAGUCUAUCUCACCAUUCUCAAUGCUUGAUCAAUCUAUUUCCGAACAGAUCAAUGCUGGCAACGUGUCAGAGGAAUGUGGUCUGGAUGUACAUCAAGUGAUUGAGGAUGCCUAUCCAUGUACAGCCCUCCAAGUCGGCCUCAUUGCACUUUCAGCUAAACAACCCGGCUCGUACAUUGCCAAGUUCGUUUACAAGUUAUCAAGACAUAUUGUCUUAACUAGAUUCAAGGAUUCUUGGAUGAAGACACUCGAAGCCUGUCCUAUUCUUCGCACUCGUAUCAUCAAUUCGAAUGGUCUGCAUACUCAAUUAGUUGUCAAGAAUGACACAUCAUGGGACGAUUCAACUGGAAAUCUAAGGCUAUCAGAUGCUCUGAAGAGGGCUUAUAGCCUCAAAAUGACGUAUGGAACACCCCUCUGCCAUUACACACUUUCCCGAGACGACGGGGGCGACUACCACUUCGUGGCGUCCAUUCAUCACGCAAUCCAGGACGGAUGGACCAUUCGGUUGGUCAUGAACACAUUACUAAGCAUAUAUUCCAGCACAGAGAUUACACCCGUGGUGCCAUAUGCUUGGUUUAUUCAACAUACAACCAACAUGAAUGUUGACGCAGCUAGGACUUACUGGGCGACUCAGCUUCAAGGCGUCAAGCCGGCCUUGUUCCCUGCUGUUAAGCACGGAAAGCAUGAAAAUAGGGGCGCGGUUCGCGUGUUGAAGCAAUCCCUCAGCCUUCAGGAAUCAGUGCAUAAUCGCGUUACAACUGCCACGGUGUUACGCGCUGCCUGGGCCGUGGUGCUUGCAAAGUAUUGUGAUAGUCAGGAUAUCUGCUUUGGCGCAACCAUAUCCGGCCGCCAAGCACCUGUUGAUGGAAUCGAAUCUAUUCCCGGACCUAUCAUUGCAACGGUGCCCAUAAGGAUUCAAUUGGAUACUAAAAAGUCCGUUGAAACCUUUCUUCAGGAUGUUCAGACCCAGGCAUCAGAAAUGGUUAUCUAUGAACAGUUUGGCCUUCAAAACAUCUCUAAGAUUGGACCCGAUGCAAUGGAUGCUUGUAAAUUUUCCAGUCUCUUUGUGGUACAGCCAGCUAGCUUUCUUGCCUCGAGAACGAGAGAAGAUUUACUGGUUCCGAGGUCUGGCGAAGACGAGUUAGCGGAGGACAUCUUGCAGGGCUACUUUAACUAUCCUCUAGUGAUCCAAUGCCAUGUCCACGCUGAGAACGUUGAGCUCCAUGUUAUUUACAACGCUGAGCAUCUUUCUGAGCUCCAGGCUACUGCAAUCUACCACCAAUACGACAAUGUGGUCCGCCAACUUCUUACUACAAGAGAAAGUCUGUUAGGAGAUGUAUCACUUGCUGGUAUAUGGGAUCUGGAAAAGGCUAUCUCGUGGAACACAGAGAAUCCUGAGAUAAUAAACACCUGCUUCCAUACCUUGGUCGAAAGCCAAGCAUCAACAAACCCAGAGGCACCCGCCAUUUGUGCGUGGGAUGGGGAUUUUACCUAUAUGGAACUCAACCAGGCAGCCAAUCGUCUUGCUCACAAGCUUGGUAGAAUCGGGGUUAAGCCACAAGACUUGGUUCAUGUUUGCUUCGACAAAUCUGCAUGGCAUUUUGUCUCAAUUCUUGCUAUUAAUAAGGCGGGUGCCGCCUGGGUGCCCCUCGAGCCAUCUCAUCCAAUUCAACGUCAAAAGCAAGUCGUAUCGCAGACCAAGGCGACUGUGGCUCUCUGCUCACCUUCAAACGCCUCAAUGUGCGAGGAUAUUAUGCCGAACGUGAUAGAAGUACAUAAGGCUUUGGAUGAACGGCUUCGGGCCUCGGAAUUCCCGGACUCUUCCCCUGCAAUCACAGUAUCCACCAGAUCUGCAAUGUACGCGUUAUUUACUUCGGGAAGCACCGGAACACCAAAGGGCUUUGUGAUGGAGCACGCUGCUGUUUGCACCAGUCAGACUGCUGUUGCACAGAGGAUAGGCAUCACACGUAGUGAAAGGGUCCUGCAGUUUGGUGCAUUUGUCUUCGAUAUCACUAUUGGUGAAAUUAUUCUGCCAUUGAUAUCUGGAGCCAGCAUCUUCGUUCCAUCUGAACGCAACAGGAUGAAUAACCUGCCGGAGUUUAUCAGAAAGCAUAGCAUUAAUUGGGCUUGGUUGACGCCGUCAUUCAUCCGCACCAUCAACCCCGAGGAGGUCCCCAGUCUAGAGCUUGUUGCUCUUGCCGGAGAGGCUGUUGGCAGAGAUAUUCUUGAUGUUUGGUUUGGAAAAGUCAGGCUACUUAAUGGAUGGGGUCCAGCGGAGACGUGCCUUGUUAGUACACUCCAUGAAUGGACAGACAAUGAUGAGUCACCACUCACGAUCGGGCGUCCUAUCGGUAGUUUCUGCUGGAUAGUCGAUCCGGAGAACCCAUCCCAACUGGCCCCUAUUGGAACCGUUGGAGAGGUUGUUAUACAAGGCCCGACGUUGCUGCGCGAGUAUCUUAGGGACCAAGAGAAAACAGAUGCAAGCAUGGUGCAACCGCUUCCUUCGUGGGCGCCUCGACGAACUAUCACCGGGUGGAAUCGUGCCUAUAAAUCGGGAGAUCUAUGCUCUUAUAAUUCUGAUGGAACGUUGGAGUUCGUUAGUAGAAAGGAUACUCAGAUCAAGAUCAGAGGUCUCAGAGUGGAACUUGGAGAAGUCGAGAGUCAAAUUAGACAAGGUCUUCAUGACCUUCGUCAUGUCGUGGUUGACAGCGUCGAAAUAGCAACUCGCACAAAUCUAGUGGCGUAUCUGUCAUUCACUGAUCAGGUUAUGUCUCGUUCCUUUGAAGCACAGGAUAUUUUUGAGUGCUCCUCUGAAGAGAAUCAGGCUCAGAUCAUCGAGUUGGUAGGGAGGCUGAGCGCCAAGCUACCACGGUAUAUGAUACCGACCUAUUUUAUAUACUGCCGAUUUAUGCCAUCAAUCACGUCGACGAAAUUGGAUCGGAAAAAGUUGAAGGAGAUCACAAUGGCACUUGAUACAACUGAAUUGGCUAAAUAUUCACGCGUCGAAACUAAAAAGCGUCAACCGGAAACCCGAAUGGAGAGACAGCUUCAAGAGCUCUGGGCCGACAUCCUAAAACUUCCACUUGAUACAAUCGGACGAGACGAUAAUUUCUUACAAAUAGGAGGUGAUUCUAUAGCGGCUAUCUCAUUGGUUACCUUGGCACGCAACUCUGGAAUAUCAUUGACAAUCAAGGACAUCUUUGACAACCCGACUCUCCUUGCUGUGGCUGAGAAAGCGGUUGAGUGUCUGGACAUGCCAUCUGAAGAGCAGCCGCUUUCGCCCUUUGAUCUGAUCGAACCUCAUAUCCGGGAGAGAAUCAAUAGCCCAGAAAUGAGACAGAAAUGGCAGCUCUCUCAGACCCAAUUAAUAGAGGAUGCUUUCCCUUGUUCCUCCAUGCAAGAAGGUCUAAUGUCCCUAACAGAAAAACAGCCUGGUUCCUACAUCGCCAAAUACGUGUUCCGAAUCCACGACCAUGUUGGUCUGGCCCGUUUUAAACACUGUUGGAAUACAACAGCACAGAUGUGCACCAAUAUGCGGUCUAGAAUCGUAUUCGUUCAUCGGAAAUCAUAUCAAUUAGUUGUCAAGGAAGAGAUGGAAUGGGAACAUGUCACCGCAGCCAAUCCAGCCGCAUAUAUGAACCAGCCCACCACUAGCAUCAUGGGAUAUGGAACUCGUCUUUCUUUGAACACUGUUGUGUCUUGUGCAGAUGGCAAAGAUUAUAUAGUUUGGACGACACAUCACGCAAUGUAUGAUGGCUGGGCCUUGAAGAUAAUUUUUGCUACCCUUCACCAGGUGUUUCAGGAGGAGACAUUGACAGCCCUGCGCCCGUAUUCAAACUUCAUCAAGUAUUCAAUGGAUGUGGACAUGAAAAAGGCUGGAGAGUACUGGAAAAAGGCGCUUGUUGGAGCAAGGAAGGCAUUUUUUCCUCCUCCCGUGGACGAAUGCUACCCCACGGGUGUAGACCAUCUCCCACGAACACACAAUCAACAUGUCAAUUUGAAGCGCUCUAGACAUAGCUCAGUUACUAAAGCAUCUGUAAUGAGAGCUGCUUGGGCUGUAGUGCUUGCACGUUAUUGCGAAAGCCACGAUGUCGUGUUCGGGGCUACUGUGUCUGGCCGUCAAGCCCCUAUUCUAGGAGUAGAGAGCAUGCCUGGUCCAUUGAUAGCCACAGUACCAGUAAGAGUUAUGCUUGAUCAAAACCAAUCUGUGGGAGCCUAUCUUCGAGCGAUUCAAAGUCAAGCUCUGGAAAUGGUGCCAUACGAGCAGAUCGGGUUACGAAGCAUCUCGCUUUUGCAUCCCGAUGCCAGAACUGCGGCAGACUUCAGUAGUCUGUUGGUGGUACAGCCAACAGCCAAAGCUAGCGACCUUGAAACAGGGGGCCAUUCUGUUCUCUUGGCCGGAGAGACAGAGAGAACACUGACGCAGGAUGCGAUGGGCAAUUACUUCAAUUAUCCUCUUGUUCUUGUUAGUAACAUGUUCGAGGAUAGCGCCGAUCAAGUCUUUUACUACGAUGCUCGAGUCAUCUCUGCUGCGCGGAUUAUUGCUAUCUCGCAUCACUUCGAACAUGUAGUCCAGCAAUUAUUACACCUGGAUGAAGAACCAUUGAGCAGCAUCUCACUUGUUGGAGAGUGGGAUAAACAACAUGCCAUCGAGUCACAGAGGCUUGCUGAGCCAACAAAGACAUGUACACACUGGCUUAUCCAGGAACAUAUCAAAGCCCGGCCAUUGGACCCUGCUAUCGUUUCCUGGGAUCGUAAUCUUACCUAUCACGAAUUAGGAAUAUUUGCCUCUCGUCUGGCUGUGAAGUUACAAGAACUUGGCGUGGUACCCGAAGUCCUUGUCCCUAUUUGCUUUCCCAAGUCCACUUGGGCUGUGGUUGCGAUGGUCGCUGUCCAAAUGGCUGGAGGUGCUUUUGUUCCCCUGGACUCGGCAGCUCCAUCCGAUCGUCUUAGGUCCAUCAUUGAAGACUCAAAAGCCGGAUUGGUUCUUUGCUUCGUGAGUGAGGAGGAAUUGCUUGAGCUUUCCGACCCACCACACCCAGUGGCCUCCUCCGUUAGCUAUAAGAAUGCUAGUUUUGUUAUCUUCACCUCAGGUUCUACAGGUCGGCCAAAGGGCAUGCUAAUACAGCAUGACCAAGUGUGCACAUCUUUCGACGCCUAUGGAGUUGAGCUUGGACUGGGGCCUGGCACUCGCGUUUUCCAGUUCUGUGCCUUUACAUUUGAUUUAGGCAUCUUCGAUGUGUUGGGCACUCUGAGCAAAGGUGCCUGCAUAUGUAUGCCAUCCGACUGCCAGCGCCUCAACGACCUCGCUGCGACAAUCAGGUCUACGGAGGCCAAUUGGUUGUUUUGCACGCCUACGGUAGCAAAUCUUUUGCAUCCGUCUGAAGUCCCAACUUUAACAACAAUCGGUCUGGGAGGCGAGGCUAUCACGAAGCAAGUAUCGGAUCGUUGGAAGGAUCACGUGCAACUGAAUGGCUUGUACGGCCCAGCCGAGGCAUCAUCUUGCGCCAGAAACCCUGAUGUAGGAAGAGACGAUCGACCAACAAACAUCGGUAUGCCAAUGUCGAGUGCAUUUUGGGUUGUUGAACCUAAAGAUGUGAAGCAGCUGGUGCCUGUGGGAUGUAUCGGCGAGCUUCUUAUCCAGGGACCUAUGCUCGCCCGAGGGUAUAUUAACGUCACUCUUGAGCAGAAUGCAGCCUGGAUGGAGGACGUAGACUGGCUUCCGGGAGAUAUUUCCCGACGGAGAGCGUAUAGAACAGGAGAUUUGGUACGCCGAAACGCAGAUGGGACAUACGAGUACAUCGGCCGAAUGGACUCACAGGUCAAGAUUCAUGGGCAGAGAGUUGAACUGGGUGAAAUUGAAACAAGGAUCUACCAACACUUACCAAACAACAUAAGUGCGAUGGUUGAAGUCAUCAGGUCAGAUAAGAGUACAUCGACUGAUACCUUACUCGCUUUCAUGUGGUAUAACGAUCCGACGGACGCGAGGUCUCAUGGCGCUGUCAAGCUGCUAGAGUCCAUUUCCUCAGACACCAGGCUGCUGAUCUCAUCAAUAAACAGCUCCCUUGAAGCAGUACUUCCGUUGUGCAUGAUUCCCUCAACCUAUCUUAUCUUUCAAGGACAGCCAGAGAUGUCAAUCUCUGGCAAAGUAAAUCGCAAAGCUCUCGUUGCCCACGCCACUGCGUUGACUACACAGGAUCGUCUUCGAUUUGCCCCCGAGACGACAAAGCAAGAACCUCCGAACACUGCUAUGGAAUUCAAGCUGAGAAGUUUAUGGGCUCGAGUUCUAGACAUAACCCCCAAGGACAUCGGCAAGUACGACAGCUUUUUGAGAGUCGGCGGUGACUCAGUGACGGCUAUUCAACUAGUUUCUAUCGCUCGAUCGCAAAGCAUAAAUCUGCAAGUUAGCGCCAUCUUCCACGACCCGAGACUAUGUGCCAUGGCAGAAGCUGCUACAGAAACUGACUUUGAUCCUGAUACCGAGAUUCUUCCAUUCAGCAUGCUGGAAGGCCUCUCACCGGAUACAGCAGAUAUGGUAACAGAGAUUCGAAGAAAGUGCAACCUGCACGAUGAUGCUGUGAUUGAGGAUGCUUUCCCUUGCACAAGGCUUCAAGAAGGCCUCUUGUCCUUAACAUUUAAACAUCCUGGCUCUUACAUCGUCAACAAAGUCUACAGAUUACCGGAAAGUACCGAUGUUACCAAGUUCAAGACUGCUUGGGAGACAACUGUGGACUUGUGUGGUAUCUUGCGAACAAGGAUUGUUAUGUUCAAAGAAUCUGCCAUCCAGGCUGUCUUCAAGAAUCUCGACUGCUUGAACGUCACGCAAGACAUGGACUUAGAACAAUACCUCUCUAAUAUCGAGCUUGAGAAUAGAGACUUGGGAUACGGAACACCUCUCUCAAGGGCAGCCCUCGUCCAAGACGUUCGGGGUACGAAUUAUUUUGUAUGGACCGUGCACCAUUCCGUUUUUGAUGGCUGGACCACGCAAAUUAUCAUGAAUACUCUCUCUCAAGCUUAUAUGGAAAUGCCACUCCCGAAAUUGCAGCCUUAUUCCCGAUUUAUCAAAUAUGUCACAGACCUCGACGCAACUGAAGCUAGUAGCUACUGGACCCAGGAGUUGUUCCAAGCAAAGCGAGCAUCCUUCCCAGUACCUACCGCUCUGAUUGGUGAGCCUGCUUAUCAAGACGAGAGCAAGGUAUUCCAGUACAAGAUGGCAUUUCCUGGCUCAACAGGUACAUCGAUCACCAAAGCGACAAUUCUGCGUGCAGCAUGGGCUAUUCUACUCUCUAAAUAUUGCGAUAAUAAUGAGAUCUGUUUCGGAACAACGGUUUCAGGUCGCCAUGCACCUGUAAGCGGAUUAGAGAGCACACCUGGCCCUAUGCUUGCUACAGUCCCCGUUCGAGUACGAUUGGAGCCAGGGAAGACAGUUUCUGAAUUGUUGGAUGACAUGCAAACACAAGCAUCUGAGAUGGUGCCAUACGAGCAAUUCGGAAUUCAGAAUAUUUCUAAGCUUGGGCCUGAUGCCAAGGAAGCCUGUGACUUUUCCAGUCUCAUCGUUGUUCAGCCAAGCCGUCGCAUUACUGCGAGUGGGGAUGAAUCACUGCUGGCUUCACGAGAUGAUGACGCAGCUACGACAGAGAAGCAGCUUCAGAACUACUUCAGCUAUCCGCUUGUGUCAGAGUGCUUUGUGAACGAUGACCAUGUUCAACUGAUCUACGUCUAUAAAACCAAUUACUUGACUGAAACGCAGAUGGUAGCACUGGCACAUCAUUACGAGCGCAUUAUUCAGCAGCUUCUUUCCCAAGAUCAUACCAAAGUCGGUGAUUUGGACAUUGCAGGAGAAUGGGAUCUGAAGAAAGCCAUGGAACAUAAUUCUGUGGAGAGUAAUACUAUAAAUGUUGUCGAUUCCUGUCUGCACCAUCUUUUCGAGGCGCAGGUGAAACGUCAACCUCACAAGGUCGCCUUACGCGCGUGGGAUGGUGACUUUACUUAUCGCCAGCUUGACGAAGCUGCUAACCGGCUGGCCAAUUACCUGUUUGCUGAGUUGAAGAUACAGGUAGAAGACUUUGUCCUUGUUUGUUUUGAAAAGUCAGCAUGGUACCUCGUGGCAAUACUGGCAAUCAAUAAAGCAGGAGGCGCGUGGGUGCCUCUUGAUCCAUCACAGCCCAUCACCAGACAUCAGUCAGCCGCUACACAGACCCAAGCUAGGAUAGCUCUGGCAUCUACUCGCUGUUUGGAACACUGCAGGACGCUCGUGGAUACGGUGGUUGAGGUAUCUGAGUCAAGAGACCUGCCGUUCCGGAAUGAUCGUUUCGGUGGGACCAAUGCUCCCCGCUGCGAUGUCCAGCCUCACCAUGCUGCCUUUGUUCUUUUCACCUCUGGUAGCACCGGCACACCAAAAGGCAUUGUGAAUGAACAUAGAGCGGUUUGCACUAGUGAGGUGGAAACCAUAAGGAAAUUCGGCCUUCACUUAGAACUUGUGGUGCUUCAGUUUGCAUCUUUUGUUUUCGAUCUACACAUCACGGAAUCUCUCACCUCUUUCCUAGCAGGAGCAUCGGUGUGUAUGCCGUCGGAGGAGACUCGGCUGAACAGCUUGCCUAGUUAUAUAAAUGAAAUGGGGGUUACGUGGGCUUACAUGACGCCGUCACUGGCCAGGACAAUUCGACCGGAGGAUGUUCCAGGCCUCAGAACCUUAUCGUUCGGUGGCGAAGCUGUCAGCCCAGAUGUAUUCAAUCAAUGGUUUGGCAAGGUUCAGCUGUUCAAUGGCUGGGGCCCUGCAGAGGCCAUCGUGCACAGCACAAUCCACGAAUGGAAGUCGUGCUACGAGUCCUCAAUGACUAUUGGAUAUCCUGUUGGCUGCUAUGCUUGGAUUGUUGAUCCAAAUAACACAAACAAGCUCUCUCCAAUCGGUUGUCUGGGCGAGAUUGUCCUUCAAGGACCAACCCUCCUUCGAGAGUAUCUGGCGGACCCUGAUAAAACUAGAUCCCUGCUUCUCACCGAUCUUCCAACAUGGGCCCCGAGAUCUGAUCAGCCCGGAUGGUCAAGAUUCUAUAAGACUGGAGACUUGGGAUUUUAUAACCCAGACGGAUCGAUUAAAUUCUCCUCAAGAAAAGACACGCAAGUCAAGAUUCGAGGCCAGCGUAUCGAACUUGGUGAGAUUGAAAACAGCAUUUUGAACAGCUUGGAAGGAAUCCGGCAGGUUGUUGUAGACAUUCUUCAGACCGAGAGAAACAAGAGCUUGGUAGCAUUCUUUUGUUUCAAUGGCGACUCUCGAGUCCCACAUGACAAAGAAGAUCAGUCUAUUUUCCUCAACCAUACUGAAGAUACCCAUGCUCGUCUUCUCGCCAUGAGGGGCAAAAUCGUGACGUCUUUAACAAAAUACAUGAUUCCUACGUUUUAUAUCAUGUGUAGUUAUAUGCCACUGGUAACCUCUGGCAAAAUGGAUCGCAAAACUCUCAAGGCGCUGGCUGCAAGUCUUUCUCAGGAGGAACUAGCCACCUACACCCUUGUAGAUGCCGAUAAGCGGGUACCAGAAACUGAAAUGGAAAAGAAACUACAACUGAUAUGGGCGGAAAUCCUGAAUAUACCGAUGGACAGUAUUGGUCGCGAUGAUAGCUUCCUGCAAAUCGGCGGUGAUUCUAUCGCCGCUAUCACUCUUGUAGGGGCCGCCAGUGAAGAGGGCAUCGAAUUCACCGUAAAAGACGUUUUUAGCGAUCCACGUUUGUCUGCAAUUGCCUCAAAAGCGGUCGAAUUACCCAAUGCCGGGGAUGGCGUCCCUGAAGAGGACUAUCAGCCCUUUAGCCUUCUUGGCCCAACCCUCCGUGACCUGAUGACAAUGGAAAAGAAUGUCACUCCGGAAAAACUCGAACUAGAGCCUGGGCAGAUAAUUGAAGAUGCCUAUCCCUGUACUGGCUUCCAAGAAGGGCUAAUGGCUCUCUCGGUCAAACAGCCUGGCUCCUACAUAACGCGCCAUAUAUAUCGACUUGGAGAGAAUGUAGACGUCAACCGCUUCCGUGCUGCAUGGGAGCAAACAGUUCAAGCAUGCACCAGCUUGCGCACUAAGAUAUUCAAGCUUUCAGGAGUUGCCAUACAAGCUGUUAUUGGAGGGCCCGUAAGAUGGGAAUCUGAAUAUGUUGGCAUGAACCUCAAGUCGACCCUGGAAGGACUACGCACUACAGAGAUGACAUUUGGUUCAGAAUUGAACAUCUUCGCAUUAGCUCAGGAUCCUGUUGAAGGAUGGCAUUUCGUCUGGCUAGCUCAUCACGCAGCUCAUGAUGGCUGGACGGCUCGAAUUGUCAUGGCCACUUUACAUCAAGCCUACCAAGGCUUUGAGCCACCGCCAAUCCCUCACUAUGCGAGGUUGAUCAAGUUCGUAUUGGACCUUGAUCCAGAGAGCGCCGCUGAAUACUGGGGAAAGCAACUUCAAGGGGCUCACCGAGCCGUGUUUCCACCGCAACCAUUAACAAAGACACUGUCCGGCAGUACCAAAACCAUGGCCAGGUCUAUUGAUAUUUGCACCACUUCCAAGAGCCCAAUAACAAUGGCUACGAUCCUCCAUGCAACCUGGGCCUUUGUGCUCGCAAGAUACUGUGACAUAGACGAUGUCUGCUUUGGUGUCUCAACAUCGGGAAGGCAGGCACCUGUCAGUGGAUUACCGCAUAUGACUGGUCCGGUUGUUACAACAGUUCCGUUGAGGGUCCGCAUUGAUCCCGAACAAUCUGUACUGGAUUUCUUGCACACUGUUCAAGACAUUGCUACUGAAAUGGGCACAUAUGAGCAGUUCGGGCUCCAAAACAUACAAAAGUUGAGCCAGGAUGCCAAGGAAGCUUGCAAUUUCAAUAGCUUGUUGGUAGUCCAACCAGUUAAGCACUUGGUUGGAGGGGUGAUGGACUCUGAUGGGCUGAUCUCCCCUGUGGAGGCCCAAGAUGAGCAAGACUUACAAAACUUCUUCAAUUAUCCCCUCGUCAUUCAAGGACACAUGUUUGAUGACCAUACAGACUUAUACCUUGUCUAUAAUACAGACUGUGUGUCCAGGUCUAAAAUGGAAGCACUGGCUAUCCACUUCGAGGAGGUUGCUAAACAACUUUCAAAACUUGGCGAGACUCCUCUAGGCGAUAUUUCUCUAGCAGGAGACUGGGAUCUAAAACAAUCUCUGUCUUUCAACCGGGAUGAACCAGUGAUAGUCGAGACCUGUGUUCAUGAUUUGAUUGAAACCAAGGUCCAGGAUCUUGGCGAGAGGCAAGCAAUUGAUGCAUGGGACGGUUCCUUCACCUACAGUCAGCUCCAAGAUUCAGUUGAUAUGCUCUAUAUGCACCUUGUCAACGAUUUGAAUGUGAAGGAGGGCGAUCUAGUCUUGGCGUGCUUUGAGAAAUCGGCUUCGUAUAUCGUGUCUAUUCUUGCUAUAAAUAAGGCAGGAGCAGCAUGGGUUCCAAUUGAUUCCUCUCAUCCUGUCCAGCGACUCAAAAAUAUCGCCGCGCAAACAAGAGCAAGGCUCGCUCUCACAUCGCCAGCUAAUGAAAAGCUGUGCGCCAGCCUGGUAGACAACGUGCUCUCGGUAACUUCAGAACUCAAUGAAACACUCUCUCAGCAUUCAAAGCAUAAGUUGCGUGCGUCUACCGUCUCAGCUCGGUCUGCUGCAUAUGUUCUUUUCACCUCUGGCAGCACGGGUGUGCCAAAAGGUGUUAUGAUUGAACAUGUCUCGCUUUGUACGAAUCUUCUUGCAAUGGCUGAAAGAUUGAAAAUCACACCUGAUGUGAGGAUGUUGCAGUUCUCAUCCUUCGCGUUUGAUUUCAGUGUGGUGGAGAUAUUUGUAUCCCUAGUUUCGGGUGCUUGUGUCUGUGUCCCUUCCGCCCAUGAUCGGAUGAACAAUCUCAAAAGAUUCGUUGCUGAAAAGAAAAUUACCUGGAUGUGUCAGACUCCCGCUGUUGCAAGGACUUUGAAGCCAGAUGAUUUUCCAAGUUUGAAGCUGCUGCUACUUGGUGGUGAGGCAGUUAGCCAGGAGAUUGUCGCUUCAUGGACUGGAAAGGUUCGCCUGUUGAAUGCAUGGGGGCCUACCGAGACUACCGUUAUGGGCUCGAUGCAUGAGUAUAGGUCUGCUGAGGAGCAAUCAUCUAUUAUAGGAGCCCCUAUCGGUGGAUUCUGUUGGGUAGUUGACCCGAAUGAUCACAAUAAGCUUGCACCUACAGGGUGUUUGGGCGAGGUAAUGAUCCAGGGGCCAACUUUACUUCGAGAGUAUCUUUUUGAUAGUGCCAAGACUGCAGCUGCAACAGUGUCACAACUUCCAUUAUGGGCGCCUAAGAAGUCUUCCCCUUAUUAUGGGCGCUUUUUCAAAACCGGAGACUUGUGCUUCUAUAAUGAAAACGGGGAAUUGGUAUACUCAGGUCGCAAGGAUCAACAAAUCAAAAUUCGUGGUCUUCGAGUUGAGCUUGGAGAAAUCGAGUCACACAUUCGCCAAGGCUUAGAUAAGGCCGAGGAGGUUGUUGUAGAUCUUCUUAAGACUGAGCAUGGGCCAAGCCUGGCAGCGUUCUAUCAUUACAAGCACGAUUCCACAACGGAAGACGGCGCCGUUGACGGUGGCAAAUUUAUUCUUCCUCUUUGCUCAGACUUAGAAAGCGACAUUAUCGCUUUAACUGGGCACUUGAAAGUCUCCUUGCCCCCGUAUAUGGUUCCGAAAUACUUCUUUCCUUGCAAGUAUAUUCCAUUGAUUACCUCGACUAAGCUGGACAGGAAAAAGCUAGUCAACGAAGCCUUGGCUUUAGAUCGAGGCGAUCUUGCUAGUUACGCACUAACAGCAACUAUUAAACGCUCGCCUGAGACCGAUGCGGAGCUCGAAUUGCAAAGAGUUUGGUCUCAAGUCUUGGGGAUUUCGCCCCAGUCCAUUGGUAGGGAUGAUAGCUUUCUGCAGAUUGGUGGCGACUCGAUUCUAGCGAUUCAAGCUGUUGAGAUGGCCCGUCAGGCCGGGCUUGAUAUUACUGUCCAAGCUAUAUUUGAUGACCCUCGCCUUUCGAGUGUCGCUUCUAGGGCUGUUGCAACGAUCAAGAAAUCUAGCAAAAUUCAGCCCUUUAGCCUCCUAGAGGAUGGACAGAGACGAACGGUUUUGGAGGCCAUAUCAAGCCAGAUCCCCUCUGACUCUGUUGUCGAGGAUGCUUUCCCUUGUACCGGGCUCCAAGAAGGGCUUAUGGCACUAAGCGCCAAACAGCCCGGCUCGUACAUUGCCAAGCAUGUGUACAAGCUAUCGAACCAUGUGGAUAUCAAUCGCUUCAGAAUAGCUUGGGAGAAGACAACAGCUCUUUGUGACAACCUUCGGACGCGAAUCUUUUCCAUCGAUGGACUCAUAAUCCAAGCCACUAUCCAGGACGAUGGGUGCUGGGAGUCCUUGAAUGUAUCCGACAUCCAGGCAUACCUUAAGUCUAUGAGAGACAGAAAAAUGACAUAUGGAACGCGUCUUUGCAACUAUGCCCUGGUUGAUGGGCCUGGAGACUCAACAUAUUUUGCACUCGAUAUCCACCACGCGAUUUUCGACGGCUGGUCAAACGGCCUAAUUCUUACUACUCUGCAGGUGCAGUACUCUGAUACAGUUAUGCCUUCAAUCCAGCCGUUUUCGUCGUUCAUCAACUAUAUCAUGAACAUUGAUACAGACGAGGCUAGCGAGUACUGGAGCAAGGAGUUGUCAGGGGCUCAAAUUUCGACUUUCCCCGCACCAAGAGGCGGCAUGACUGGCCUCACACGAAUUGUCCAGAAGACAAUCAACCUACCAACACUAGCAAACAAGUCUAUCACCCAAGCUUCAAUCCUUCGAGCCGCCUGGGCUCUUGUGCUUGGGCGGUACUCUGACUCACACGACGUGUGCUUUGGAGUUACCUCAUCUGGAAGACAAGCCCCGGUUCCUGGGAUUCAAAAUGUGCCGGGCUUGGUGAUUGCUACGGUUCCGGUUCGUGUCCAAAUCAACGAGAAACAGACAAUUCAUCAAUUUUUGAAGACUGUCCAGGACCAGGCGAUGGCAAUGGUACCAUAUGAGCAAUAUGGGCUGCAAAACAUCUCAAAACUAAGCCCUGAUGCGAAGCAAGCCUGCAACUUCAGCAGUCUUUUGACUGUCCAGCCUGCCCGGCAUAUGGGUCUGAAUGGGAGCGAUGGCGACUCGGUUUUUACGUCGGCUGGCCUCGAAGAUCUUCAAUUCCACGACGUGCUUCAGAACUACUUUAGCUAUCCUCUCGUGGUGCAAUAUCAUAUCCUGGAAGACUCAAUAAACCUGAAUCUCAUUUACAACACAGGAGCGCUCUCAGAGGAUCAGCUAGUAGCCUUGUCUCACCAUCUUGGUCACGUAGUGAGCCAACUUGCACCGCAAAGCGAUCAGCCACUUUCUACAAUUUCUAUUAGUAGCGAAUGGGAUCUGAACAAGGCGACGAGCUGGAACUCUCAAACCCCCACUUAUCUUCAUGAGGUUUGUGUCCAUGAUCUUUUCUCGCAACAUGCUCGACACAUGCCCCAUCAUGAGGCAAUUUUCACUUUGAGCGAAACCAUGACCUAUGAAACACUCGAUCGCUUGUCUACCAGUAUUGCUAGCCACUUGGGUCAUCUUGGCGUCAAGCCGGAAACUGUUGUCCCCUUCUGUUUAGAGAAGUCGAUGUGGACAAUAGUCGCAAUGCUUGGUAUCCUCAAGGCUGGAGGUAUUUUUGUUCCACUUGACCCUUCGCAUCCUACUGCUCGCCGGCAGGCUCUGAUGGAAGAAACAAUGGCGCAGUUUGUGGUAGUUUCCGCAAAUACCGCCCAUCUAUGCUCCGGCAUGGCCCCAAAUAUCAUUCUGGUGCCUGAUUGGAAGCCAAAAGGUGUAAUUAUGGAUCAUGCUGCCCUAUCAUCUAGUACCCUUGGGCAUGGCAAAUACUUUGGCAUGGGGCAACAUUCUAGAGUCUUUCAAUUCUCUAAUUACGUAUUCGACGGCAGUGUGGGAGAGAUCCUUACAACCUUAGCUUUUGGAGGCACAGUAUGCGUACCUUCAGAAGCCGAACGCCUGCAGUAUGCCGCCGAUUUCAUGGUGCGGUCCCGAGCGAACACAGCGAUGUUGACGCCUUCAUUUGUCAGAACACUCAAACCUGAACAAGUGCCAUUCCUUAAAACUCUUGUGUUAGGCGGAGAACCUGCUUCGAAAGACCUAGUUGAUACAUGGCAAGGGCAUGUAAAUUUGAUCAACGGAUAUGGCCCCGCGGAAGCUUGCAACUAUGCAACCACGCAUACUUUCAAUUCAAAAGAUGAGAGCUCGCGCAAUAUUGGCCGUCCGUUCAAUGGCAAUUGCUGGAUCGUUGAAACAGAUGAUUCCAAUAAAUUGACCCCUCUUGGAUGCACCGGAGAACUCAUAAUUGAAAGUCAUUCCCUUGCUCGCGGUUACUUGAACGAAGAUGAAAAGACCAAGAUCUCCUUCCGCGACUGUAUUGAUUUCUUGCCUCCUCACCACGCCGAGGAAGCCCGUCGUUUCUAUCUGACUGGCGAUCUUGUGAGAUAUACACCAGAUGGAGACAUGGAAUACGUCGGGAGGAAAGACACACAGGCGAAGCUACGCGGCCAGAGGCUGGAGCUCGGGGAGAUAGAAUACCAAAUCAAACGGGCGCUUCCAGCCAUAGAACACGUGGCUGCUGAUGUUAUACGGCGAGACUCUGGCGAUGAGCUUGUCGCUUUCGUUUCAUUCGUGGGGAUGGACGAAUCCAAACAAUUUGCGUCAAGAUUACCAAACUUGAUCGCAUUCGACGAUGGUUUACGAGGUUCGCUCUUAGAGGUUAUAGGCUCUCUUGAGGCAGCCUUGCCCGCUUACAUGGUACCCAGAACGAUACUGCCACUUCGGCAUAUGCCUUUCAUCACAUCGAUGAAGAUAGACCGGGAUAACCUAAAAUCUCUUGCAAAGUCAUUAUCUAAAGAAGAGCUGUCGGGGUACGCUCUCCAUCGAACUGCUUAUGAAGAACCUUCGACUCCAAUAGAGAUCAGGUUGCGUGAUGUCUGGUCACAAGUGUUGCAUAUACAACCUGCGCAAAUCAGCAAGAAUGAUUCUUUCCUAGCCAUUGGAGGUGACUCAAUCUCUGCUAUCCACAUGGUCUCCCUAGCACAUCAAAAAGGUAUGAAGAUCGAAGUAUCCUCUGUGUUCGAGGACUCGAGAUUAUCCCACAUGGCACAGUCCGCAAUAUUGACAGAGGACAUGGCCGAAACCUUUUCUGUUCAGCCUUUCAGCCUUAUCCCGACUGCUGAAAUGGAUAGUAUUCUUUCUGAAGUUAUGAACCAAUGCAAGCUCUCCGAAGAGAGCAUGAUUGAGGAUAUUUUCCCCUGUACACCACUGCAGGAAGGUCUAAUGGCCUUGGCUAUAAAGCAGCCUGGAUCUUAUAUUGCCAAGCAUGUUUACAAACUGUCGCAUCACGUUAAUAUUGAUCGUUUCAAAGCUGCAUGGGAACAAACGGCCCAGAUCUGCGGCAAUCUGCGCACAAGGAUCGUGAGUAUUGGCGGCUCACACUUCCAAGCAGUGCUGAACAAUGGCAUUGACUGGGCGGCUUCCGAUAACAUUUCUGUCAAUUCAUUCCUCAACUCUCUCCAGUCUAACGCUGUAUGUUACGGUGAUAGACUAUCUCAUUGCGCUAUUAUUUUAGAGAAUGGGCAUUAUUAUUUCGCAUGGACUAUCCAUCAUUCAAUCUUCGACGGUUGGUCAACUCGCACGGUUUUGAAGACUCUGUAUGAGAGCUACUUCGAGAUAAAUGCUUCGCCCCUCCAGCCAUAUUCUAGCUUCAUCAAUUAUAUGAUGAAACUUGACAAGGAUGCCGCUAAAGAAUUCUGGAAGAAGGAGCUUCUUAAUGUCAAACGGGCAACAUUCCCUUCGCCACUCCCAACAACCGAAUCUACUAGCAGCCAGGUGCACACCUUGACCCGGCCAAUAUCCUUCGCAGAGACCCGGAAUACCUCUAUUACCACCGCAACUGUACUCCGCGCGACGUGGGCACUGGUUCUAGCACGCUAUUGUGAUACUGAUGACGUGUGCUUCGGUACAACAAUAUCAGGUCGUCAGGCCCCUGUCCCAGGCUUGGUAGAUAUGCCCGGGCCAGUGGUUGCCACUGUCCCUGUUCGUGUACAAAUUAACUCGGCGCGUCUUGUGUCUGAUUAUCUUCAGGAUGUUCAGAAUCAAGCUGGUAGGAUGAUUCCAUAUGAGCAAUACGGCCUCCAGAAUAUUGCGAAACUCACUCCUGAUACAAAGGAGGCCUGUGAGUUUUCCAGCUUGCUCCUCGUUCAGCCCAUGAAUCAUAUUACUUCACAAAAUGCGUCUGGAGAGGAGCAAAUAUUCGUCGCAACUGGAGAUGAUGACGCCCAGGUGACAGAAGAGAUACAAAACUACUUCACUUAUCCACUUAUCAUUCAAGGACAGGUCCGUGACCAAGGGGUCGACCUUGUUUUGAUUUAUAAUUCUGCUGUUCUUUCCGAGGAUAAAGUCACCGCACUGAGCCAUCAUUUUGACCAUGUGGUUCAGCAAUUGACUGGAGAUCCGCAGAUGGCAUUAUCGGAAGUCUCCGUAUCUGGAGAAUGGGAUUUGCAGAAGGCCAUUGAUUGGAAUCUUGACGCUCCGGAAUACGCAAAUAUCUGUGUCCACCAACUCAUCGAAAAGCAAGCUGAACGUAAUCCUGAUGCAACAGCACUUGAUGGAUGGGAUGGUACAUUCACUUACAAGGAGCUUAAUGAUGCCGCUAAUAGAUUGGCUCACCACUUGCUCUCUAACCUGGGUGUUAAAGCUGAAGACAUGGUGCUAGUAUGCUUUGAUAAAUCAAUCUGGUUCAUUGUCACCAUUUUAGCAAUCAACAAGGCUGGCGCUGCCUGGGUGCCAAUAGAUCCAUCUCAUCCUGUCCAACGUCAGCGCCAGAUCGUCAAGCAGACACGAUCGAGGGUUGCCUUGGCGGCACCACAAAUGGUCUCGAGAUGCUCCGAGCUUGUCUCCAAUGUAGUGGAGGUGACUGCCACUUUUGACUCUCUUCUGGCUAGAAACGGCUCAACCAGCUCCUCUGAGCCAACAGUAGCCGUAGCUCCAAGCAAUGCAACGUAUGUCCUCUUCACCUCCGGAACCACUGGCCUACCCAAAGGUUUAGUAAUGGAGCAUGGGGCGUUGACCACAUGCAUUCUUUCUCUCUCGAGCACCUUAGGGGUCCACCAAAAUGUCAAAAUGCUGCACUUUUCUGCUCACGUAUUUGACAUUGGCAUUGGAGAGAUAUUCAUGCCAUUAUUUUCUGGCGCUACUCUCUGUAUCCCGUCUGAGCAUGAUAGGAUGAACAACUUAUCGGAUUUCAUUUGCGACAAGGGGGUCAACUGGCUUUUCCUCACUCCGUCAUUUACACGAACCUUGCGACCAGAGAAAGUUCCAAGUAUCGAACUAAUCCUCACUGCGGGAGAACCCUUCGGUAAAGAUCUGCUGGACAUGUGGUUUGGCAAGGUUCGACUUGUCAACUCAUGGGGUCCAGCAGAAACUUGCAUUAUCAAUACAACUAACGAGUUCAAGUCGCAACAUGAUUCUGCCUUGAAUUUUGGUCGGCCUUUUAACUCAAGGUGUUGGAUCGUAGAUACCGACAAUCCCCACCGUCUUGCCCCAAUAGGCUGUGUUGGCGAGAUUGUCCUUCAAGGUCCCAUUAUCUUGAGAGAAUAUCUUGCAGAUAUUGAAAAGACACAAGCGGCCAUGAUAACCGACCUGCCUAACUGGGUUCCUCAUCGGAACGAUGUUCACUGGAAUAGGUUUUUCAAAUCAGGUGACUUGGGCUUCUACCACCCUGAUGGAACCAUUGAAUUUGUGGCGAGGAAGGAUACUCAGGUGAAGAUUCGCGGUCUCCGAGUCGAAUUAGAUGAGGUGACUCAUCAUAUUCGUCAAUCUCUUGAAGGUGUUGAGAAGAUCAUCGUCGAUGUGCUCAAGACUAGUAGUGGCGUUAACCUCGCUGCUUACUUGUGCUUCUCCAAUGACACUCGACUCCCGCAAGAGGUGUUGGGAGAUGACGACGACCUCCUCCUUCCACACACACAAGAACUUCAACAGCGCUUGACAGAGAUGAUCAGCAGGCUCACAACCCUACUGCCUCAAUAUAUGAUCCCAACUUUCUUCUUUCCCUGCAAGUACAUACCACUCACUGGUUCAUCGAAGCAAGAUACCAAGCGACUUCGUAAUGCGACGGCCGCACUCAACCCAGAGGAACUUUCCCGCUUCUCUCCUUCUGCAGGUGAGAAGCGAGCACCGAAGACGCCUAUGGAGAACCAGAUUCAACACCUUUGGGCCGACCUUAUCAAUAUUCCAGUUACCUCGAUAGGCCGUGACGACACCUUCCUGGCCGUUGGAGGUGACUCCCUCUUGGCCAUCCGGUUCGUCUCUCAACUGCGCGAACUGGGUCUAAUCUUGACCGUCAAGGAUGUAUUUGAUGAUCCUCGUUUGUCAUCUGUUGCUAGCAAGAUUAGGCAGAGUGAAGAAGGUGAUAAAGUCCAGGAAACCAUUGCCCCUUUCCAGUUAUUGGGCGAUGGUCAGCUGGAGGCCGCCCAAGCAGAUUCUGGUCUCCAUUCUGGGCGUGAAAUUGAGGACGCUUUCCCUUGCACCAAGCUUCAAGAGGGCCUGAUGACUAUUUCUGUCAAACAACCUGGUUCAUACAUCUCUAAACAAGUAUUCCAUAUCCCACAGCACGUGGAUCUCGACAAUUUCAAAAGCGCCUGGGAAAAAACAGUCGAAUUAUGCAGUAACCUGAGGACAAGGAUAACACUUCAUCAGAAUUCUUCGAUUCAGAUGGUUGUCAAGUACGACAGAGGAGAUGUAUGGGAUGAAGUCAAUGGACUUGAUCGGCGAUCCUUCUUGCGAAAUUCCCACACAAUGCAUAUGGGAUAUGGAUCGCGGCUCUACAGAUCUGCGCUGAUCCAAGAGCCAAAUGGCCAGAACUUCUUUUGUCUUUUGAUGCACCACGCAAUAUUUGACGGCUGGACAAUGUCAAUUAUUCUAAGGACCCUGGUCAGCUUCUACCAGCAGAGCCAAACUCCUCCUGUCUAUCCGUAUAAUAGAUUCGUCAAGUAUACUCAAGACCUCGACUACAACGAAGCUACCAGAUUCUGGCAAGGCCAACUUCAGGAUGCACAAAAGGCAUCGUUCCCGGAUCCAGCCGAGAAUCUCAAUGUCCAAAAACAGACCAAGGUCUUCCAAAAGCACUUGGAAAUCUCUUGGCCCAAGGAUACCAGUGUUACCAAAGCAUCCGUGCUUAGGGCAGCCUGGUCGAUUGUACUUUCACGCUAUUGCACAUCAGAUGAUAUUUGUUUCGGUGCGGUCGUUUCCGGAAGAAACGCGUCAGUAUCAGGAAUCGAAGGAGUUACCGGUCUCAUUACAGCAACUGUUCCUGUCCGCGUACGCCUUUCACGAGACCAGCCGGUUUCCCAGUUCGUUCGAGGCAUACAAGCUCAGGCAUCCGAUAUGGUAGCACAUGAACAGUUUGGUAUACAAAACAUAGCCAAGCUCGGACCUGACGCAAAAGCAGCCUGUGACUUUUCAAGUCUGAUGAUUGUUCAACCCGGUCAACAUGUAGAAAAUCCCACUAGCAAAAAUCCCGAAGCCGUACUUGAGCCCGAUGCAUCGCAAGAAUGUGCUAUCCAAGACUCGAUGCAAAACUUCCUCAAUUAUCCUCUUGUGGUCCAAUUCGUCCUGCAGGGUUCGCAAACAGAGCUUUUCAUUAUGUAUGACCCCAAUGCUGUUACUGAGCAGCAAUCAAUCGCUAUCUCUCAUCAGAUACAACAUGUCAUCAACCAAAUGCUGAAAUAUAACGACAUGCUUCUGGGCCAAUUGUCCGUGUCUGGCCCUUGGGAUCUACAACAGGCAAUUAAAUUCAACUCUCACGUCAGUCAUGAAGUUGUUCAAGCUUGCAUUCACGAUUUAGUUUCCAGCCAUGCUUGUCGCGAACCAUCUCGAGAAGCAAUUUAUUCCACGGAAAGGUCAAUCACAUAUGGAGAGUUAGACAGCCUAUCUGAUCUUCUAGCAUCAUAUCUACAUUUCCUAGGAGUUCGACCUGAAAUGAUGGUGCCCUUCUGCUUCGAAAAGUCCCCUUGGGCUAUCAUUGCGAUGCUGGGCAUAAUGAAGGCUGGAGGUGCAUUUGUUCCACUCGAUCCAGGUCACCCCUUCGAUAGACGAAAGUCUCUAGUCCAGGAAGUGAAUGCUCGCAUCGUUCUAGUAUCCCCCUCGAGUUCACAAGCGUGCGAGGGCAUUACCGAACACGUGAUCGAAAUCUCAGAACAAUUCCUGUCACACCUGAAGGUUUUGGACAUUUCGCUACAUCCUCCAAAGACGACAUCUAGCCCAUAUAAUGCGGCGUACACUCUCUUCACCUCCGGAUCAACUGGAAAGCCAAAGGGUGUUUUGAUCACCCACUCUGCCAUAUGCACGUCACUGAUGGGUCAACGAGAAUCAAUGGGCUCCUCCUCUAACUCUCGUUGGUUCCAAUUUGCAAACUAUAUUUUUGACGCUUGUAUCAGUGAAAUUUGGGGACCUCUGAUCCUAGGCGGUGUAGUCUGUGUGCCAACUGACAGAGAGAGGCUCCAUGAUGCAGCCAAUUUCAUCACAUCGUCCCAGUCCAAUAUCGGAGUCCUCACUCCGUCUUUUGUAAAGACGUUGUCGCCCCUCGCAGUACCGUCUCUCAAAACUCUCAAUCUGGGCGGAGAGGCGCCUACCAAAGACCUACUGGACACGUGGUUUGGACAUGUCGAUCUUCGAAAUGCCUAUGGUCCCACAGAAUCUUGUAUCAGUUGUGCCUACUAUCAGUAUAAAUCCCCUACUGAGUCACCAACCACUAUAGGUAAUGGUUUUGUUCAUAAUACCUGGAUCGUGGAUCCUGAAAAUCACAAUCGCCUAGCGCCCAUCGGGUGCAUUGGCGAGUUACUUGUCCAAGGUUGGUCUCUAGCCCGUGGUUAUAUCGGUGAUGGUGAGAAGACCAAGACAUCAUUCGUUAAUGACGUGGACUGGAUACCACACACUGUUCCAGGCCAUGAGUUUGGAUUCUAUAAGACUGGCGAUCUCGCCAAGUACAACCCGGAUGGCACAAUUUCCUACCUGGGCCGUAAAGACGCUCAGGUCAAGAUUCGAGGCCAACGUAUUGAAAUCGGUGAGAUUGAGUAUCAGAUCAGUGCGGCAGAUCGUUCUAUCAAGCAAGUGGCCGUCGAGCUUGUUCAAUCCCGUUCUCACGAUACUCUUGUCGCACUUUUUACAGUCGACGAUGAAAGCCACGAGGAUGAUGAUGCACAAACUAUCCAAGUGACUGACAAAACACAGUUGAUUUCUAAUACCUUGAUCAACCUCCAUUCGAAGCUGGCAUCUCAACUCCCUGAGUACAUGAUCCCCCAGUACUUUAUCCCCGUGGCGAGCAUUCCACAAAAUACUGCUGGAAAGCUCGAUCGCAGGUCUCUGGCCAAGUUCUUAGCAGCCAUGUCCACUGAGGACUUAUCCAGAUGGUCUCUCAAUCAAAGCUUACCGUUCCGUGAAUGCACAACAGAUGUUCAGCGCUGGCUACGCGAUCAGUGGGCCAAGGUCUUAGCUAUGCCGGCUACGACUAUCAGUUUGGAUGACAACUUCUACAAUCUUGGCGGUGACUCCAUCCGCAUCGUGACACUGAAUAAAUUCAUCUCGGAGAAGUUCAAUGUUCAGCUAGGAAUAUCACUCCUCAAUAGUAAGCAAACCACCAUUGGCACCAUGGCCCAUUAUAUCGAGGAUGCCAUGGAUGAACGUCUCGCCAAUGAGACAUCCAUCAGUGUGGCAGAUGAGAUCACGGCGGUUACCAACGCAUCAUGGGCCAGGCAUCCGCAGCGUUUAAUCGAGAACCCGAUCACAUCCUUGCCAGCCAAUGCUAUUGUCUUUCUAACAGGAGCCACGGGAUAUCUGGGCACCGAAAUUUUACGCCAGCUGGUCCGCUCGGAUGCUAUCAGAACCGUCAUUGUCCUUGUGCGCAGCAAGUCUUCUCGCAUGGGAUUAGAACGCGUCAAGGAUGCAGCUCGUAUCACAGGAUGGUGGCGAGACAAUGAUAAAGACAAGAUCGAGGUUUGGACAGGCGACUUGUCUCAACCUCACCUAGGACUUGAAGAAAGCCAAUGGGCCCAAUUGACAAAGUCAGGCGACGGCCAGAUUGAUGCGUUUAUCCACAACGGUGCAGUGGUCAAUUGGAACGCAGACUACACCAAGCUCAAAGCUGCCAACGUUGAUUCAACUGUCGAUCUUCUUCACCUUGCUUCUGUCUCUGCGUCAAAUCCCAAAUUUGUGUUCGUGACGGGCGGCAUACAAGUCAAUCAUGUUGACGGAGUAGAUGUACACGCGCCAAUUAUCAAUUCACUCAACGGUUAUAUUCAGACAAAGUUCGUAGCGGAGAGGAUUGUGUAUAGCAUGAGCCAGAAACUGCCUUCAGAACAGAACAGAAUUUCAAUCGUCAUGCCUGGGCGAAUCAUUGGAGGCGCAAGUACGGGCGUGGCCAAUGUUGAUGACUUCCUCUGGCGAAUGGUAUCGUGUGCAGCCGCCAUGAGAAAACAUCCUUCCGAUACUCAAGGGCUUUGGAUGAAAAUUGCAGAUGUGUCCAAUGUGGCAGAAGGAAUCAUUGGUCAGAUUUUCGAUCGGGACGGGGUGUCACCUUAUGUCUCAGCAACAGGCCUCAUACCAGAGUCCUUGUUUUGGGAUCAAGUGAACGCGGAAUUGAAGGUUCAAUGUCAGCCUGUUUCUUGGGAGGAAUGGCAAACAUCCGCGAUGGAAUCGAUGAACAAGGCUGGAGAAAAACACCCUCUUUGGCCGGUCCAGCAUUUCGUAUCUCGUCUUGGAAAGCCAGUGGAGAAGGAGGAGAUCGAUGCAGAAGACUACACACAACUUUGCCGCGCAGUAAGAAGCAAUGUGAGAUAUCUUAUGCGCAUCGGCUUCAUCCAGUCGUCAGUAGGCGAAUUUGGCGAUAUUCGCGAGGCAACAAUGAAACGUAUGCACACCACCUGA
Messenger RNA from Clonostachys rhizophaga, 40059 nucleotides. Lineage: Eukaryota; Fungi; Ascomycota; Sordariomycetes; Hypocreales; Bionectriaceae. The record is from the annotation of a GenBank genome assembly.